AUGACUACCGAGGAUUCCUCUAGCCCUUCAACGAGGCGAACGACUACUCCAUCUGGGUUACCUCCUACACCUCUGACUUCCACGCAAUACGUCUUAUCUCAUCCCUCUCAAUCCGACAUUGACUUUUCCCCUUCCACAUCUGCAGAGCGUCCAUCCGAGGACACCGUAUCUCUUGUAGAAGGGGAACAAGUUAAUCAGAGCUCGCAAAGCUCUGCCUCAGGAUCAGCCAGAUCAGGAAGUGGUCUGGGUUCUUACAAGGCAGAUACGACUCUAGAAAUACUGGAUAAUGACGAAGACUUCGAUGAGGAAGAUAUGAUGAUUUUUGAUGAUGAAGAAACAGAGUUGGGAACGGGAACAGAAACUGGCACAGAUCACGACUUCGAUGUCGCUGAGCUUUUAGUGAGUGGGAGCCGUAGAAAUGGCAGGAAGAGACGGCGAAGAAGAUACAACGACGACGGAGAAGACAAAGAGGAGAAAGGUCUUUUGGAGCUCAUACCGCCGCUGAUUCUGGCACAUCCAUUACCGCUUUUGCCCUUGCUGGCUCUACUACCUUAUAACUUUCUACCUGCAGGAGUGGUUGUCUUUGUACCUAUAUUCUGCGUUCUAGCAUUGUUAUCAGCUUGUGCCCAUAUCGUGAUCGUCUAUCUUGCUUGGUAUCUCAAGGUGUCUUCUUUUGAGGAGGUUUUCGCUGCUGUCACUGCUAAAUAUGGCCAGUAUGGGUUGUGGACUGGGAGAGGAUUCGUAGUAUGUGCUGUGUUUGGUAUAGUGGUUAGUUGGAUAGAAACCCUUCAUCCUCUGCUGGCCCCAGUUGUCGAAACCAAUUUGCCCAGUAACGCUCUGUUCUCAUCUAGGAUAUUCUGGACUAUUUUAGCUUCUUCAUCGCUGCUACCCUCGCUCUUGCCCUCUCGGAUGACCAGAUCGCUUCGAAGAUCACCAAUCGUUAUUGCCCUGCUAUUACCUGUAGUCGCAUUUUUGGUGAUAGGACGAACAGUUGAAAUCAAGAAAGCCUCCGAAAUACCUCAACCCAUAGGUGAUGAUCCUGUAACUGAAGAAGUCGUCGCUGAAUUUGUAGGCCAUUUGGCGAGAAGGAGGUUUGGCUUAGCAGGGGGCAGUAGUGCAGGUGCAGGUUUGACUACGUUGACAAUCUUCUUUUCACCACAUAUCAACACGUUGCCAAUCCACUCAUCGUUAGCCAGAGCCAAAAGCACUUCAUUCCCCAUACCAUGCCUACUCGCCUCAUCAAUGAUCUUGAUUUUAUGUCUACCUCUGGCUUUAGUACCGUACUAUCUCUUACCGAUGAUCGAAAAUAUCUCAAUCCCUAUAUCCAGUCCUACGAGUCCCUCCGGCGUCUUUGCUAAAUUACCAGCAGAUGAUGGAUGGGUGAAUAUAUCUAGAAUACUCAUGUGUAUCGUCAUAUUAGGUUCGACCAAUAUGUGGAUAUUGAGAGGUAGAGAUACGAUACUGAGUAGUCUGGGAGUUGAUCAAGGUGAAAGACAAAAGGCAGGUAAAUGGGUUGGGUUAGUCAUCUGGGUCGUAGUAGUUUCGCUGGCUUGUAUAGGUGGUUGGUUGGCGGAAAAGAUAGAACUAUUAGGUGUUUUAGCUGUUCUAGCUAUUGGUUGGUUCUUACCGUCUCUUUUCUUUAUCAUCACAUUCCAUGUCCGUUCACCAUUAUCAAUCAUUUUCCCUUCCAGAGCUUCUGUUCCCUCAUCAAAUACCAACACCAACGCCAACUCAUCUACUCCAUCUCGUCGAAAUGGUCAUAAUCGAACGGAUAGCUUGAAUGACCCAAACACCGAUGUUCUUUUGGCAAGGAAAGAAAGACAAUUACAAAAACGCAGGUUAGGUAGGAGAUUAUGGCAAGACCUAAUUGUCUACGUUGGUAUCUUGCCUGUAGGAAGUUUGAGCAUAGUAUGGACUCUAGGUAGAUUGCUCGGGUUUUGGUAA
Molecule: messenger RNA, 1944 nt
Organism: Kwoniella shivajii
Lineage: Eukaryota; Fungi; Basidiomycota; Tremellomycetes; Tremellales; Cryptococcaceae
Exons: 7
Coding region: 1-1944 (647 amino acids)
Biological process (GO): amino acid transmembrane transport
Cellular component (GO): vacuolar membrane
Molecular function (GO): L-amino acid transmembrane transporter activity
Source: RefSeq, a predicted model, not a curated record